CUGGCGGCCCGCGUCCGCGCCGUGUUGCGCCGCACCUCCCGGCAGUCGCCGGCAGAGCCUUCGGUGGUCGAGCUUGACGGCAUUACCAUCGAUUCCCAGACUCAAACGGUAAUCUUGGGAGACGAGAAACCGUCGCUGACCCCCACCGAGUUCCGCCUGCUUUCCAUGCUGGCAUCCCAGCCCGGUCGGCCCUUCUCCCGCGACCAGAUCAUCGAAGGCGUGUUUGGCUACGAUUUCGACGGGUAUGACCGGACGGUGGACGUGCACAUCGCGAACCUGCGCCGCAAGAUCGAACCCGACGUGCGCAAACCCCGUUACGUCCAGACCGUCCACGGCGUUGGCUACCGGUUCGGCGAUGCCUAG
This is a messenger RNA of Geodia barretti, 363 nucleotides long. NCBI's taxonomy places the organism in Eukaryota, Metazoa, Porifera, Demospongiae, Tetractinellida, Geodiidae. The record is from the annotation of a GenBank genome assembly.